AACACAAAUUAGAAACAAGAAUUGAAGUACCUUGUCAGGCACCAUUAACGAGCAAGAGAGACACUUGUCGAUUUCACUAAGCCUUACACUUAACAAAGAAGAAAGGAUCGACACGCUUGCUCUCUCUAUACUCUUAAAAAGAUUUCAAUUUCCCCUGAGAGUUCUUGUACAAUGGGAUCUUACUUGAACUUCAAGAACUUUACUGACACGCCACAGAUAGAAAGCAAUGGUGAGAAGUCGAUGGGAAGUGGUAGCUUUCCUUUAGCUAGACAAUCUUCCAUGUACUCCUUGACAUUUGAGGAGCUCCAGAGUACCUGUGGUCUCGGAAAGGAUGUUGGUUCGAUGAAUUUGGAGGACCUCUUGAGGAAUAUUUGGACAGCUGAAGACUCUCAAGCCUUAGCAUCUUCUGCUGGUGUUGGAGAGGGGAGAAUGGCUGCGGGGAAUUUGCAGAGACAAGGUUCUUUAACACUGCCACAGACACUUAAUCAGCGGACUGUGGAUGAAGUAUGGAGAGAUUUCCAGAAUGAGACAACAGUUAGUUCCAAUCUUGGACAGAAGCAAUCCAAUUUGGGUGAAAUGACGUUAGAGGAGUUUUUGGUAAGAGCAGGAGUGGUGAGAGAUGAUAAUCAGCCAAAUGGAACCUCAAACAAUGCUGGAUUCCCCGGUGUUUUAGGUGAACCGAGUAGUAACAACAAUGCUCUGAAACCAACUCAAUGGCCCGGACUUUUGAGUAAUCAAUUUGCUGAGAGUAACAUGUUGAAUGUGGUUAGUGUCAAAUCUUCUCAACAGCAGCCUCAUCAGCAGCAACCUCUUAUUCCCAAGCAAAGGAAUGUUGACUUUGCAUCUCCUAUGCAAUUAGGGAACAAUUGCAAACUGGCUAGCCCAAGGGUGAGGGCUCUUGUUGUCAGCACAUCCAGUCGUUCUGUAAAUACUACUGUUGUUCAAGGCGGUGUUAUGCAGAAUGGAGUUACGGGCAUGGCAGGAUUGCGUAGUGGUGUUACAUUUGCACCAGCAAAGGGAGGAUCCCCUGGAAAUCAAUUGUCAUCCGAAAUGAUUUCUAACGACAAACUGAACAGGCCAUCUCCUUCCCCUUCACCUUAUGCAUUUAAUGAAGGUGGAAGAGGGAGGAAAUCAUGCAGCUCUUUGGAAAAAGUUGUGGAAAGAAGGCAUAAGAGGAUGAUUAAGAACAGAGAGUCCGCAGCAAGAUCAAGGGCUCGGAAGCAGGCCUAUACUUUAGAGUUGGAAGCUGAAGUGGCGAAGCUUAAAGAAAUUAAUGAAGAGUUGCAGGAAAAACAGUCUGAAUUUAUCGACCCGCAGAAAAAUCAGUUAUUGGAAAAAAUGAAUAUGCCAUUGGGGAGUAAGUUAAGAUGCUUGAGAAGGACACUGACAGGACCUUGGUAGACCUCCAGCAUACAGCUUUAGAGAAUAGUUAAGAGUCUUGUUAUAUGUGAAUAGUAAGGGUAA
Molecule: messenger RNA, 1464 nt
Organism: Solanum stenotomum
Lineage: Eukaryota; Viridiplantae; Streptophyta; Magnoliopsida; Solanales; Solanaceae
Product: ABSCISIC ACID-INSENSITIVE 5-like protein 4
Exons: 5
Coding region: 172-1401 (409 amino acids)
Biological process (GO): positive regulation of DNA-templated transcription
Cellular component (GO): nucleus
Molecular function (GO): DNA-binding transcription factor activity
Source: RefSeq, a predicted model, not a curated record